Messenger RNA from Drosophila guanche, 1212 nucleotides. RefSeq lists its product as uncharacterized. The transcript has 4 exons. Lineage: Eukaryota; Metazoa; Arthropoda; Insecta; Diptera; Drosophilidae. The record is from RefSeq and is a predicted model, not a curated record. The coding region runs from base 109 to 1212 and encodes 367 amino acids.
UAAAUCCAAACUCAGAGUUGUGUUGUUUGUUCUUAUUUUUUUAGUCACCAUGGUACUUUGGUUCUAGUCGCGGAGGGGUUUUGAAAGCUAACGGGUCUUGAAGGCAAAAUGGCCUCGAAGGACAGCAUGAUCACAGAAAACAUGAAAAAUGAGCGCCAAAUUAACAACGAGGCCACUGCAAAGCGGCUGAUUCGGUUGUACCGCGCCAACCAAUGCCUCUGGAAUCACAAGUCACCGGGAUACCAUUGCAUGCCCCUUAAGCAUAGCGCCUGGGACCGCAUCACGCGUAUUCUGAACAAUGGUCUCACGCCGGAUCAGGUGAAGCUGCAGGUGCUCUCCCUGCGCACCUACUACGACAUGGAGAGCCAGGCCAUCAAGCGUAGCAAGCGGGAGGGAUUCCACUAUGUGCCCUGUCGCUCGAUAUUCAAUGACCUCCAGUUCCUAGCCGACCAGGAACCGUGCGAGGCAGAGCAGUCCAAGUCUAGACCUAGCGUCCGCGAUGACCAAGUGCAGUGCAUUAUUGAUGAUGUUACGGAAAUGAUGAACAAGGACUGCGCGGAAUGCAGGCACAGCCUACGAGUUGACUUUAACAUACCCAUCGGCGAGAGAUCCGCUUCUUCAAACAUGAGCUUCGUGGACAAAGAGUUGGACAACUCAUCCGUGUACGACUCGGACCUCGAGACGCUGCCAACUACACUGCCACGUGCCACUUCCGGAGCUGAUCGUUAUCAUCACCAGAAAGAUGAAGAGGAAUCCAGCGACUACUCGUAUCACCAUCAAUUAAGGCAACAGGCCUUUCAAUGCAGAAGCGCUGGGGAAGCAGGAUACCAUAGAUAUUCGAGACCCACAGAAAACUACAGCCACAGUUGCCAUUACGGGCACAGGAUCCAACACACCACUUAUGUCUCUGUGGAUGAUGAAGCGUCUGCGUCCGCUGGCAGAGCACCGAAGCGGCAACUGCAAGUGCAUGCACCUAGACCCAGAUCCGGCAUGGAGGCCGGCAGCAACUAUGACUGUCAACACUCCAGAGACAGUCCCUUCUGCCGUCGAACUCCCAGCGAGGAGGCGUGCAAUGUUCUCUUGCUCAAGUUUAAUCCACGAAAUGCCAAAAACAACAAAGUCAUCUGUGCCAAUCGUCCUGCCAACUACAGGGAACCAGCUACAUACAACGCCAGCGAACAGGAACUUCAGUCAGCUGAAACUCCAAUAUAA